Ipomoea nil (Japanese morning glory) is the source of this 6499-nucleotide messenger RNA. RefSeq lists its product as uncharacterized. Gene Ontology annotation, molecular function: zinc ion binding. The coding region runs from base 396 to 5366 and encodes 1656 amino acids. NCBI's taxonomy places the organism in Eukaryota, Viridiplantae, Streptophyta, Magnoliopsida, Solanales, Convolvulaceae. The record is from RefSeq and is a predicted model, not a curated record. The transcript is spliced from 12 exons.
ACCAGAGUCCUCUCUCUCUCUCUCUUUCAUUCUCCGGUCUUUGUCUCUCUUCUUCCUCGCAUUUGCUUUCUCUCUCUUCUCAUCGUUGUGAGCUCCAGAGAUCGCACAGGGCGAUCCGAGUUCUGUAAUUCGAUUUUGUUUGUUGCAGGAUCAUCUUCCCAAGUUCCUCGGAUUCAACUUAAAUUUUUCCUUGAAUUUCAAAUAAAAUAUUUAUCGUUGCUUUUCCCCUGAAAGCUUAUUUUUUCCUGGAUCCUGAUUGAUUCGGGAGUAAUUAUUGUCUGGUUUUUGUUGGUUUUCUAUUCUAAAAAGCGGUUCUGGAAAAUUCGGGUGUAUAUGUAUAGCUUUGUUGGUGAAGUCAAGAGCGGCUUUGGAGGAGUGUUUGGAGGAGCUUUUUGAUGAUUUCUGUUGGGGAGAGGGAUGGGAGGAAGGAACUAAGUGUUGGAAGAGAGAUGGAAGAACUUGAGCUUGAAGAAGGAGAGGCCUGCUAUUAUGACAAUAAUAAUGGCUGUGACGAUGAUUCAAUCAUUGACCCUGAUAUUGCGCUCUCCUACAUAGACGUGAAACUUCAAGAUGUUUUAGGACAUUUCCAAAAGGAUUUUGAAGGAGGAGUUUCAGCUGAGAAUCUGGGGUCAAAAUUUGGUGGGUAUGGUUCAUUUUUGCCCACUUAUCAGCGGUCUCCUGCAAUUGAUCUGAGGAAUCCACCAGAAGUCCAGAACAAUAACAGACCACGAUCCCCCAACACUACGCACUUUGAGGGCGGUAGGCAAAAUUCAUUAGUUUCAUCAAGGUCCAGUGUCACUUCCACAAAUUCUUUAUUGGUACCUGCAACUAGGGUUGCUACAGCUAAUUCAGAAAUCAACGUAUGCAUACCUCCCACUCGGGCUGAAGAAUCUACUUCAAUAUGUAAAACUCUUAAGAAGCCUGCAGAUCCUUCUGACCAGAAAAGUCUGAAAGUGCGCAUCAGAGUUGGGUCUGAAAAUCUGUCGACCACAAAAAAUGCUGAGCUCUAUAGUGGACUUGGCCUUGAUGUUUCUCCAUCGUCAUCCUUGGAUAAUAGUCCCUCAGACAGUGAAGGUUUAUCUCAUGACCUUCAGGAUGCCCCAGAUGAAUCCCCUACGAGCAUCCUUCAGAUUAUGACCUCAUUUCCAAUGCACGGAAGCUUACUGCUAUCUCCUCUUUCUGAUGAUUUGAUUCAUUUGAUGGAAAAAGAUUGGCCUUGGGGAAAAAGUGGAUCUAAACCUGUGCAUAAAACCAGCUCUGAAACUUCUGAUAGCACUAGGGGAAGUAGGAAAGUCUUGAGUGAGAAAAAACGGAAGUCAUAUGAGAAAGGUGUCAUAGGAAAUGGCUAUAGCAGUGACAUGCAGAAUUAUGUAGGAGUACCUUCUAAGGAGAUUGAUGUUAAUACCUUGGCUUGUGAAGAACUAGUAUCUAAAGCUUUGAAGCUCCCUCUUCUCUCUAAUUCAUUUAGUGAUGUUUCUUAUCCUGCAAGUCAUUCCAAGUCAAUUGAUAAUUUGGCGACCAAUAUUCAAGGUAUGGUGAAAGAAGAAUCCUUUGAUCAUACAGCCAAGGAAGAUUUAGAGCUUGUUUCUGCUACAGAGAAUGAUGGGAUGGAGAAAUCUAAUGGAAUAAUUAGUUCAUCUGGAGGGGUUUUGGAAAGUGAAAAAACAAACCAUUUUGACUAUGGUGUAGGAUUUCCAAGGAAAGAAGGCAACAAAAGCAGGGAACAAUCUGAUGUUUCAGCCAAUACUGAGCGUAACAAAGGUAGAAAAACUCAUAAUAUUGAUGCCUCAGGUGUUUCAAAACCAUCAAUUGGUCCAAAGUUCACAUCGAAAAAUGAGGCUGGUGUGAGACUGGCAAAGGAACAAGUCUCAUCCGGUGGCAAAAAGAAACAUAAAGGGCCUCAGAUUCAUGAUGCCCAUGGGGGGAAGGUACUGAAUGAUGGCUUGGUAACUGAUUCUUCUUUAGGACAUAAGAUUAAAAAGAGCUCUUCUAGGGACACAAAUACAUCUAGAAGUGACUCAAAGGGUUUCAAGAACCAUUUUAAAGCUAGAGAUACAUACACUGAGUUAUUUGGGAACCUAGAAGCUGAGGAAGAAGAUGAUAAAAUUGGUUCAGAGAAAACACAUUCAUUGGAACUGUUGAAGGAUUCUGAUGCUAUUUAUGAGAAUAACAAGGUAGAAUGUAAUGAUACGAUGAAAGUGAGAUCUAAUGCUUCAAAAGUAGAAAAGCCAUGUGCACUGACAGAGCAUCCUAGAUUAGGUUCAAACAUGAAAACUGUCACUGGAACUGAACUCAAUCCUUCUCAUGCUCCAAUAGCAGAGGUUCCUGUACUUAAAGAAGAUUGGGUAAUGUGCGACAAGUGUCAGACAUGGCGUCUACUUCCACUUGGCACAGAUCCUAGAAGCCUCCCUAAGAAAUGGCUUUGUAAAAUGCUUCACUGGCUGCCUGGGAUGAACCGUUGUGGUAUCAGUGAGGAAGAGACAACAAAGGCUUUGAGAGCCCUGUACCAGUUCCCUACUUCUGCCAUUGCUGUCUCUGCUUCUGAAACACGAACAAAUAAUCAGCACCAAUAUCCUGAUAGGAAGCUUUUAGGAGUUGCUUCAGUUGAUGAUUUUCACUCAGGCUUGGAGAACAGAACUCUUGGUAUACAAGUUGCAGAUGCUAGUGGGAAGAAGAAAUAUGGAUCAAAAGAUCCUACAGAUGAAAGCAAACAAGCAGGCCUGGUGCAGUCUUCAAGUAAAAUCAAUAUCUUUCAGGAAACCUCAAAUAAUAUAGGCUUAAAUGACAGCAUCCAAUCUCCUUCGGGUGAUAAUGGGCAUAAAAAGAAUUCCAUACAAUCAAGUACCUCAGUUAAGGAGAAGCAAAGAAAUAAACUGAAAGAGAGAAAAAAGUUGCUUGACAGCAUCUCUUCUGAUGGAGGUGCAAAAAAUGCAAAGAUGAAAAACAAGCCAGAGACCAAUUUAGAUAAUUCUAGAGCCUCUAAGAAGGUAAAAAGAGAUGGCUUAUAUCAUGACGAUGAACAUUGGACCUUUGACACUGCAGGGGAGAAUGCAGGGCAUAGCUCAAGCAAUGGUAUGGCACCGAUUGCUUCAAUGAAGGAUCGACAUAAAUAUAAGUAUAAAGAUUCAAAAACUGCAGAUAAAAGUCCCUUGAUCCAUAAUCCAGUUAGUUCGAGUGAUGGAUCACUACAUGCUGGCAAGUCUAACAGUAAAGACUCUUCUAAGAGGAGGAGGAAGGGGAAUGGGUAUCACCAUUCAGAGGCCAACAGUAGGUCAUUUCCUGGUUUAGGAUGCAACUCUCAAGAUUCUGUUGGUUUGCUUGAAGAAACUUGUGAAAAUGGCCAAAGAAAAGAAAAGAGAGCAAGGGUAUCCAAAUCUGAGGUGAAAGAUUCUAGUGGAAACAAAGCCAAUGAAGGAAAAGACGAAAGGGUUAGAAAUAAGGACCAGCAAAUAGGGCAGUAUCUGGAUUGCACUCAGUCUCAGCAGACCAUAGAUGCUAUGGAUUCUUCAAAAAGGCAUUUGGGCACUCUGCAGCCUUCCAUGGCUGCCACUUCAAGUUCUUCUAAAGUUUCUGGUUCACAAAGAAACAAAAGCAAUCUCCAGGAACUGAGGGCUUCUCCUGUAGAGUCAGUGUCUUCAUCUCCUCUGAGGAUUCCUACUGUAGAUAAAUUCACCUCAACAAGAAGAAAUGAUUGUCAGGAUGCAGGAUCAUUAUCCGUGCUUACUCCUCGGAGAUCUUCAGAUGGAGAAAAUGAUGGGGGCAGUGAUCAAUCUGGAAUGAUUAAGAAGGGCGAAACUUUGAAUGCUGGGCAUAAUGGUUCUCUUGAUUGCCAGGAAGCAGAUUUGGGUCAUAUAUCAUAUGCUAAAGUGAGGCGAGACACUGCACCUUCUCCUGUUAUUGUAACACAUGAUGAAAAUGCGGCUGUAGAACCCUUGCCUCAAUGUGACCAGUAUGCUUCCAAAACACAGAAUUUGGAACGAGGCCAAGACAAGGGAAGAAGGAAUGAUGGUCUUCAUGGUAAUAGUGGAAUUGUCGUGAAGAAGUCUGGGAAGGGUUCCUCUUCUAAACCUAAAGACAAGAAUAGGAGCUACAGAUCUGAUUUUGACAGAUGUACUGUCAAUGAACCUUUAGAUCAAAUGCCUUCUUCUGGGGAAAAGUUAAAGCCUGGACAGAAUAAAUUUCAUGAGAGAACUGUUAAUCAUUCGGAUAGCAAUUCUGUGAAAGAUCCUACUGAAAGAUUAUUGAACGAGAGCACUAUUUCUGGACUGGAUAAGGAGCAAGCUCUGCUUCCAAAUCAAGAUGAUGGAAGAUUGACUAAGAAGCCUGUUUCUGACAAAACAAAUGGGGUUCCUACCUCUGGGAGAGGGAAGUCACUCUUACCAUUACCUGCUAGAAGCCAAAAUGAGACAGCAGCAUGUCUACAGUCAAUUCCUGGGUCUCAAAAAGAAGCUACAAAUUUGUCAGUUGAUGAUUUUGAAGAUAAUGCUUCAAGGGAUAAACAUGGUAAGAAAGGUCAGAGCCAGAGUAGGGACCAACCUAGUACAAGACACUCCACUGCAAUGUUAACCAAAGUUCGUGAUCUUGAUGCUCCUUCUCCAGUUCGUAAGGAUUCCUCCAAUCAAGCUGCUGCAAAUGCUGUAAAAGAAGCGACAAACCUUAAACACCUGGCUGAUCGUCUAAAGAAUUCUGGAUCAAGUGACAGCACGGGUCUUUAUUUCGAGGCUGCGUUAAAGUUUCUCACAGGAGCAGCUUUAUUUGAAUCAUGCAACAAUGAUAGUGUGAAGCACAAUGAGAUGACUCAGUCGGGCCAAAUUUAUAGUAGCACUGCAAAACUCUGCGAGUUUUGUGCCCAUGAAUAUGAAAGGUCCAAGGACAUGGCUGCUGCUGCACUUGCAUACAAAUGCAUGGAGGUCGCAUACAUGCGUGUAAUUUAUUCCUCGCAUUCCAAUGCAAACAGAUAUAGAAAUGAGUUACAGGCAGCUUUGCAAAUAUUUCCUCCAGGCGAAUCUCCUUCCUCUUCUGCCUCUGAUGUUGACAAUUUGAACAAUCCAUCAGCUGUAGACAAGGGUGGCUUGGCCAAAGGUGUUGGAUCUCCUCAAGUGACUGGAGCUCAUGUUAUGACAACAAGAAAUCGUUCCAAUUUCUCACGGCUUCUGAAUUUUGCACAGGAGGUUAGUUUUGCAAUGGAAGCCUCCAGGAAAUCAAGGGCUGCUUUUGCAGCUGCAAAUUCAAAAACAGGAGAUGAUAAAUGCAAAGAGGGUAUCUUAUCUGUUAAAAGGGCACUUGAUUUCAACUUUCAGGAUGUAGAUGGAUUACUGCGCCUUGUGCGCAUUGCGAUGGACAAGAUCAAACCGGUGAAGUGUUAACUUGGAAGUCACUCCACUCUACUGUCAAUUGAGGAAGAACAUAGCAGAGGAUCACUUUGAGAACAUUAUAGACUCCCUUUGAAUGAUAAGAUCCAUCUCUUCACUGCCCUUGUACAUCUGUACAGUAAUAGUGUUACUAUGUCACCCUGGCAGAAACUAGUAACGUUGCCAAGCUCUCAGUUAGGUUACUGAUCCUACUAACUUCUAGUUCCAGAUCCAACAGCUGUGUGGCAGGUGGCAGGGUUGAGUCUGAGGUGAAUUCAUGAGAGAACUUGUAAUAUUUUGGAUAACAUUUCUGUGAAAGAUUAUUGAAUGCGAGCACUGAAGAAGAAAUUCACUCAAAACUGUGCUGACAAUAAUGAGAGAUGUUAGAGUAGACAUUAUACCUGGACUGGUCAAGGAGCAGGCUCUACAGUUCAACCCCUGUGAGAGGGAAAUCACUUUUACCAUGGCACUACCUACUAGAAGUCAAAAUGAGACAGUAGCAUACCCUCAAUCAAUUCCUGGGUCUCAAAAAGGGGCAUCUAUGAAUCUGAUGUCAGGUGAUGGUUUUGAAGGUAAUGCAAUAAUGAAUAAGCAGGGUAAGAAAGAUCAGAGCCGGAGUGGUUGCCAACAUAGUUGUUUAAAAACUCCACAACAAUGCUCAUCAACAAGAAAUCGUUCCAACUUCACACCGCUACUGAAUUCUGAAGUUAGUUUUGCAUUUGCAAUGGAAGCCCCGAGGAAAUGAAGGACAGCUUUUGCAGCUGCAGAUUCAAGAAUAUAAAGCGAUCAAUACAAUGAGGGUGUCUCACCUGUUAAAAACGUCCCUUGAUUUCAACCUCCAGGAUGUGGAAUGGAUUGAGAGGCGAAAAAUGCCUGGAGCCAUGGUGGUAGCAUAGAAGUGUGCAACCAGAUCUCUCUUUAAUUUGACUUGGAAAAUGUCCCUGUCUUAACACGGUCUCAAUUAGUUGAUUCAAAAUUCCCCCUUCAUGUACAUGUUGCUAGCUGCACUGAAGUAAAAACUAACUCCUUAAACCACCACUAUCCUGUGUUUAUAGGCCUCUGUAAGGUUAUUUGAGAAUCAUUUGUAAAUAUAAAUUUUCCACAGUUCAUGAGAAAUGACAUUCCAUAUAUACGCUGCAGAUUCAUAA